CGUGAACUCAAAAAGCCUCAUUCUUUCUCUGUUUCUUCCUGUUUCGCAGCACUUUUAUGCGCCUCAUAGGAUGGAUUAUAUAGACAUGAAUAGCUCAAUGCUUCUGAGAAAGAAACUAUCGCUGGUUCUUCUUGUCGAUCCCUGCAGCAGCAGCAGAAGAGGCAAUAUCACAGUAAAAUGUAUGGACAUGGACAUGUGCAUGAUCAUAUCAUUGUAUGUUACCACAGCCCUAUUUCUGUGCAUAGGCGACAGAGUAAAAGACACGCCUCAUGCUUCUGCAAAGAUAAUUUAUUCGCAUCGUUGUGUUCCAGGGGUCUCGCAGCAUAUCAACACAUAUAUAGGCAGUAGUGCGAUAUUUCCUAGUAGAAUAAAAGCAAAAGAAGACUUCCUUUUUCAUACUCUUACUUGGACCAUGGAUGUCGUACAGGAACAACGUUGUUUUGUCUCAGCCUUCUACUCUAACGUCGCCGUGCGAUGCAAAACAUGCGAUGACAACGAUAGUAGUGAUGAUAGAAUAUUAAGACAACAACUCUGAAAAUGUCAUACGUAACAUGCGCCUUUGGCAUCUCAUGCAAAGGAUUA
Molecule: messenger RNA, 582 nt
Organism: Zychaea mexicana
Lineage: Eukaryota; Fungi; Mucoromycota; Mucoromycetes; Mucorales; Lichtheimiaceae
Exons: 2
Coding region: 71-535 (154 amino acids)
Source: RefSeq, a predicted model, not a curated record